Solea senegalensis (Senegalese sole) is the source of this 1638-nucleotide messenger RNA. Its product is annotated as LIM/homeobox protein Lhx8-like. Lineage: Eukaryota; Metazoa; Chordata; Actinopteri; Pleuronectiformes; Soleidae. Gene Ontology annotation, cellular component: nucleus. Gene Ontology annotation, molecular function: RNA polymerase II transcription regulatory region sequence-specific DNA binding; DNA-binding transcription factor activity, RNA polymerase II-specific. The record is from RefSeq and is a predicted model, not a curated record. Gene Ontology annotation, biological process: regulation of transcription by RNA polymerase II; forebrain neuron development; neuron differentiation. The transcript is spliced from 8 exons. Bases 101 to 1102 code for a protein of 333 amino acids.
UCCGUGCUGAGCUGAGCUGGACUGGACUGGACUACACUUAAAGGACUAAUACUAACAUCUGUCUGAGGAUGAAACAGCAGCAAACAACUGCUGCAGCUGCAUGAAAACCAUGUUUCUCUCCAGUGUCUCAAACGUGAACGUGGGCUCGUCCGGGCCGGAUGAAAUGUUCGAGGAUGACUCGUACUCUCCGUCCUCCCUGUCCUCCUCGUCCUCUUCCUCUGUCCACGCCGUGUCCUCCUGUCUUCAAGGGAAAACCCUGUGCACCUCCUGCGGCCUGGAGAUACUGGACCGGUACCUGCUCAAGGUGAACAAUUUGUGCUGGCAUGUGCGCUGCCUCUCCUGCAGUGUGUGUAAGACAUCGCUUGGGCGACACGUGAGCUGCUACAUCAAAGAUAAACAGGUUUUCUGCAAACUCGACUACUUCAGGAGGUACGGCACGCGCUGUGCUCGCUGCGGCCGCAACAUCCACUCGAGCGACUGGGUGCGUCGGGCACGAGGCAGCACCUUCCACCUGGCCUGUUUCUCCUGCACCUCCUGUAAGCGUCAGCUGUCCACGGGAGAGGAAUGUGGACUCCUGGAGAACAGAGUCUUCUGCCGGCCACACUACGAUAUCAUGAUGGAGAACAUCAAACGUGCUAAGGAGAAUGAGCAACCAAAAACAGAGGACGAGGCAAGCAAAGAUGAAUCCAGUUCCAUGCCAAGACCUGCAAAGAGGGCCAGGACUAGCUUCACUGUUGACCAGUUACAGGUAAUGCAAGCCCAGUUUAUCAAAGAUAAUAAUCCAGAUGCUCAGACUCUUCAGAGACUGGCAGAGAGAACCGGUCUGAGCCGCAGAGUCAUUCAGGUUUGGUUUCAGAACUGUCGAGCUCGCCAAAAGAAACAUGUCAGUCCAAAUUCUAUUCCGUCAACCGUGAUGACGUCAUUUAAUCCCGGUCAGUUGACGCCACCUCUGAUGGAGGAUCUUCAAUAUGCAACCUUUAUUUCUCCAGACACGCCACUGCUCACUACACUGACUUAUAUGGAUGUUCAAACUCCAGACACACUUCUGGCUCAGCCACUCGUGUCUCAUUCCCUGACAGAGCUGCCCGUGAGCCACGCCUGAGUUCUGAGGAGGAACAAAGUCAUUACUCUUCGUUUAACCAAAAAAAAAAAAAAAAAAAAAAAAACUACAUAGGUUGGAUACAUUAACUGCUGAGCAAGCAAGCAGCAAGUGAUCAAUUUAAUUUCCACUGCCUAACAUGUGAGUAGACACUUUAAAUAUGACUGUUAAGUUCCAGAAUUAAUUUCAUUCGAUCACACAGGGAUUCACAGGUGAGCAUAUGUUUGAAAAUGUCCGAUGAAAUGUUGAUAUUUGUGAAAUGGAACUUUAUGUAAGACAAACUAAUAUGUGUAUGUUAUGAGUUUAAUUUAUUUGGGGGAAAUAUGAGAUAUGGCACUUUUUUUUGGAAAAUGAUGUAAAAUGUCUUUUGGUUUUCUGCAACAAAAAAAAAAAAGUUUUUCUAUGUAACUGAGAUAUCAGUUGUCAUUUACAAAUAAUGGAAUCGUAAGGUUUCGGUGUGUAAAGACUACUAGGAAAUGCAUUGUUUGGUUAUACUGUGUAUUAAAACCACUGGAGAUGGUAUAUUGAUGGACAAAAUC